AUGCCCCAGACCGGACCACCGGUCACAUCCGAAGUGUUUGCGGUCCUCGCGCUAGCCGCAAUCUCCAUCAUCGUUGUGCUAAUCCUGCGACACUACCUCCCCCUGCGCACCACGCCGGCCUACCUGCUCGUGCCUGUCUUCUUCGCGCUCGCUCUGCCAGCUAGCAUGGUUCUGCUCGUUCCGAUCGACCUCGCCUCGGCAACAAAGUCCCCGGAGACGUCUGCCAUCAUUCUUCCACACCGCGCGAUCCUCGUCGCCUGGCGCAUCGCCUACUGGCUGACCUUCGCCCUCACAUGGUUCAUCCUGCCUGUCCUGGGCGAGUACAGCGACUCGGGCUACCGUGAGCCGCGCGAAAAGCUGGAGGACUCGCUGCGCGCCAAUGCACAGUACUAUGCGAUUAUGUUCGGUCUGGGCAUUGUCGGAUUGUUCUACGUCUUCCUCUCGUACGGGCACUUCUCGACCUCGCUCAAGAGCACCGUCAUGGCGCUGGCAUACUGCUGGGGUUUGGCGCUGGCCAUAUAUUUAAUGGGUCAUGGGCUGGUGGCUAUUCCGAAGAGGCUAGUUCGCUGGGCGGAUGUGCGUGGUCGACUGAGGAGGAUCUAUGCGCGCGCACCUAAGGUCUAUGACAAGCUGAAGGAUGCUGAAAUGGCACUCGAGGAGCUGGAGGCCCAGGUCGCGGAGCUGAGCCGGCGGAAGGGUGGUAGCGCAAGCCUGUUCCAGGACUGGAUCGAGGAGCUCGUUGACCUGACGAACCUCCCCGAGUCCCAGCCCGGCCGCGUCGCCCCCGUCGCCCCCGUCUCGGCCUCCUCCUCUGCCCUUCCAAACGUCAUUACCGCCAAGUUCCUCGCCAGCCUAACCCAGCGUCUCCUCCACGCUCGUCACUCCCGCACCCGCUACGCAGCCGAAUGGUCCCGUCUCCUGCGCUCGGCCGUCCGCACCCAAGCCAUCGUCGAAAGCGCUGCGUCCAAACGCCUGGUCUUCACCAACGACCCGUCUACCCUCUGGUCCCGCAUCUCCCCCCUGACCCCGUACACCCGACAUCUCCUGCACUUCUACCUCCUCCCCUUCCUCUCCCUCGCCUUAGGCGCCGUUCUUGCCCUCGCAUCCUUCGUCAUCGUCUCAUCUGAACUGCUCAAGCCCUUCUUCCCGCAUGCAGCGCCCAUCCGGUUGACAGUCCUCUCCUCCGGAAACAAAAUCGCCCUCUUCCCAGGCCAAGCCAUCUCCUCCUUAUGCCUCUCCUACAUGUCCCUCGCCACACUCUACUCCCUCACCGAACUCCCCUUAACAAUCUGGCGCGGCCGUGCCUUGGUCAGGCGCAACACCUCGCACGAAUCAGCCUUCUGGUACGCAAGCCAGAUCGCGCGUCUCGGUGUCCCGCUCACCUACAACUUUGCCACUUUGCUGGGGGAUGAGGUAUACCACCGCACGGUGUUCUACAAUUUCUUGGGUAGUGGCAUCAACCUUACCCCUUUAAGCAGCUGGUUCGAUUGGCUCUUCCCCGUGUUCAUUCUCUUCCCUGUCGGGAUGGCCCUAGGCGGGGUGUACGGCCGGGUUAGACGGGUCUGGGGUGCUUGGCUAUACGCUGAUGACGACGAAGAGCUUAACGGGGGAGAAGGUGACUGGCUCGGUGGACGUGCGCUUAUCGAGCGCGAGGUGCAAGGCACCCGGAGGGCAGAUCUUUUCAAUAAUGCCUACCGUGACCGCUCCCCCUUGACACCAUCUUCCCCCAUUCCCGGGCGGAGUGCGACGUCCUCGCCCAGGCCGACCACGCCCUUCGCUACCUCCCCUAAUCAGUCGUCCUACCUCUCAGUCUCCCGUGUUGGCUCAUCCCGGCCACAGGCAAACACCUCUGCUCGAAGAACACUCACACUAGGAACGUUCUCUCGCGACAGGGGGAGGAUAGAUGAUCCUGAGGAUGAUGACGAUCCUGAGAGGGAAGGUUUAUUGUCUGAAUGGACGCACCGCGUGAAGAAUACCAUCGAUACUCUGGAACCACCAAGGUGGCUAUCCGAGCUGGGGCAAGGGUUCAGGAGGCCUAGGUGGUUAGCGGGGGGAGAAACACUGCCAACCAACAGGAGCAGGAGUAGUGGAGAAGGCCCGGGUGAUAGUUUUAGGAGAUGGUUUGGUGGAUCGAGUGGAGGGAAUACUAGGUUCUAG
Molecule: messenger RNA, 2157 nt
Organism: Thermochaetoides thermophila DSM 1495
Lineage: Eukaryota; Fungi; Ascomycota; Sordariomycetes; Sordariales; Chaetomiaceae
Exons: 1
Coding region: 1-2157 (718 amino acids)
Cellular component (GO): membrane
Source: RefSeq, a predicted model, not a curated record